Paecilomyces variotii is the source of this 1941-nucleotide messenger RNA. RefSeq names its product XPG domain containing-domain-containing protein. The transcript is spliced from 3 exons. NCBI's taxonomy places the organism in Eukaryota, Fungi, Ascomycota, Eurotiomycetes, Eurotiales, Thermoascaceae. The record is from RefSeq and is a predicted model, not a curated record. Bases 1 to 1941 code for a protein of 646 amino acids.
AUGGGCAUUCCGCAUCUCACACGCCAUCUGCUCCCGUACUCAGAGCCAGUCUACGUAGGCGAUACUGAUCGUACUGCAGAAGAUGAGACCAGAUGCCUCAGAAGAGUCGUGAUAGAUGGACCGAGUCUUGUCCAUCAUGUCUUCCACCGAAUACUAUCCUGGAGAGAUGCUGAUCUCAACCCAGUAGAUGCCCAGCCUACACCUAAUGAAACACAAAAACGUCCAGAUCACAUCUAUUUCGAUGGAGCCUUGCCUCUUGAAAAGCGCCAGACGCGGCUUUCGCGCAUGGAGAAAUCAAGGAAGAAAUUGGAAGAUUUCUGCUCAAAUACCAGAGGCGGAUUCCGGGUAUCGAGACCCUUGUUGCAGAAACGCCCAACGGUGCAACUUCAUCAAGUCAUGUGCAGCCAUAAGCCGGUAAAGAGAUAUAUGGGCCUGUCUGAAAAUCCGUUUAUGGUGUCAGCGGUGUUCGAGGAUCUUAAGCACCGAUGGAAUUGGCGCAAGAUCAAAACCACUGUCGAAGGGACCGGUAUUUUUGAGACUCUUGGUGAUGAUGAUGCUGCUGCUGCUGCUCAUGAUGCGGAAUAUCCCUGGGCCGGUAUCACCGAAAUAGUACCCGGCGAGGCAGAUAUAUACUGCGGUUACGCAUCGAGACAUGAGGGCUCGGCUGUUUUAAGCAAUGAUUCUGACCUUCUGGUUCACGACCUAGGACCCAAUGGGUCUGUGGUGUUUUUGGAUACGGUUGAAUUAACCAACUACGACCUGCACAAUCCCCAGAACGGACGUAUUACGGCCAUGGAGCUCCGCCCUACCGUCAUUUCACGGAAGCUUGGUAUCCCGAGCAUUCUAGCACUAGCAUAUGAGCUGAAAAGUGACCAGCAUGUAGGGCUGACUGAGUUAAUACGGCGCUCGAAAGGAAGGGUUGGAGCACUUGCCGAUACAGCAGCGUAUCUUCGCUUCAUGCAAGAGUACGAACCUAUCAAUCUCGAUGUAUUGAUUAAAACACCGGGAACCAGCGAGAGCCUGCAAUCUCUUGAUAUCAGAAUCGCAGAGCUAUUCAUGCAAUACGAACUAGCCGGUUUCCAAUCCGGGGAGGCCCCGCAUAUGUAUCUCUCUAUCUUGCAUGAGGACCAUUCCAGGCGUUGCGCAUGGACUGAAGGGAAAUAUAUACGACGUCUAGGAUAUUCACUUCUGAACGCUUCAUACCCAUCCUCGAAAAGGUACCCGACGGUAGUCGAGUGUGUCCGUCGAGGAAACAGGAUUUGCUUCGACACAAUAACCCUCCACAGCGAAACACAAAUACAGAACGAACUACAAGACCUCCAUGAUCGCCUAUCUCAAAUCGGAGCCCUUUUCAACGAAAACUACACUUCACCUCAAUACUGGAAAAUGGUAUCCCUGAACGAGAUAUAUCACCAAAGAAAAUCAGAUCCCGCCAUCCCCCCAAAUCGUACUGAACUGGAACGAUUCCUCCUUCUCGGCCACACGGGCUCAGAACUACAAUGGAAAGACAUCCAUAUAUUCGCCCAGAUGCAAUCAGUUCUUUACUCUUUGAGAAUAUUAGCGCAACUACUUCACGUUGCUAUGCUUAGAGAUUAUCGGGUCGAUGGCCUCCAAAACAUACAGAGAAUACUCUGUCAUCUUCCACCGCUUCACGAGUUGAUAUCACUUCGUGAAGUACGAUUGGAUGAAUCCAAAGUAAAGGAUUUUGUGCGUGGAUUCUUUGAGCUGCAGGGACAAGCCGAUGAUAACGAAUCGGAUAGUGAGUUAUCGGAGCCGAGGCCGGCUGAGAUCGAAACUCGUGGUGAUAACAACAAACGAGCCGCAGAGGAAUGGACAGAGGUUCGGAGUGUACGGCGAGGACCAAAGGCAGAUCCGCAGAUUAGUUGGAAGAAAUUAUCCAACGGUCGGAAUAUAAACGUAUAUGACGUCCUCGGCAGUUGA